GAUCUUUUCGUUGAACACCAGGUUUCUAAAAGUACCAUCCACUUUGCUUCUCUGUCAUUCAGCAAACAGGUUGAGAAGCACUACCGUGAUGGAACAAAGGAAAUCAUAUUUCCUGAUCAGACCAUUAAGUACCUGUACCCAAAUGGAGUGGAAGAAUGCGUGUUUAGUGACGGUACCAUACAAAAGGUUAACGUGGAAGGAGAGAGAACUAUUGAAUUCCCAAAUGGACAACGGGAAACUCACACCAAAUGCUAUAAAGUAAGUACAGACGCACCAUUUUGUACUUUCUGCCUUGUAUUGUUCGAGCUCUUACUGUGGCUUUCCUAGUUUCAUCCCGCGACGUGUCUCACUGCGGGACCCUGGGUGUCACAACUUGAUUAUGAUUCUGACGUCCCGAGGUCUUAAUUCAUUUUGAAAAGUAAACAAGAAACAAAUGUGUAAAAAAAGCUUGCGCUCUUCUGCACCUAAGGUAGAGCUUUUUACAAGGUGUCUCCUUUCCUCCAUGCCUGAGAUUUCCAAGGAAAACAGGUUAAGCUAGCUUGCGAGCAGAGGUUUCUCUCUUGCAUGGCUUUUAGCAUUUACGAAGUUGCUCGCGUGGCUUGUCUGUCGCGUGCUUAGUUUGUUUACGCCCCGUGAGUUUCUCUCUCCUUGCCAAAUACCGGCCCUUUAUUUUCCCAUGUCUCUCACUUACAGAUUAGCUCAUGUACACAAUACAGACUCGAGGUUAAGUGUAACACAGGCAUUGUGAAAUCCCGUCUUUGCUCAUUCACUUCAGCGCUUCGUGGGGUAAAAUGGUGUUUUGAAAAAAACUAUUGUAAAAAAGGUUAUUGGCUGUCAAGUGGCAACAAGGGAAAUAGAAACAGUUGGUGCGCCUGUACACAGGCUAUAUCUACCUGGGGAGUUGGGUGAAAGGUAUUACCAUGUUAAAAGUCAGGCGUAAAGUUGUUUGUUCAGACAUGCAUGUCCUAGAGUUAAAAAGUGUUGUUCUCUCUGCGUGACGUGUUUUUUGUCCAUAUUUAGAAAAGAGAGUACCCUGACGGGACAGUAAAGACAGUCUAUCCCGAUGGUCGAACAGACACCCGAUAUGCUACGGGACGUGUGCGGGUCAAGGAUCGGGAUGGUCGGGUCAUAGUGGACUCUUCGAACCUACUGAGAUGA
This is a messenger RNA of Porites evermanni, 1158 nucleotides long. The record is from the annotation of a GenBank genome assembly. Lineage: Eukaryota; Metazoa; Cnidaria; Anthozoa; Scleractinia; Poritidae.